Messenger RNA from Thlaspi arvense, 942 nucleotides. NCBI's taxonomy places the organism in Eukaryota, Viridiplantae, Streptophyta, Magnoliopsida, Brassicales, Brassicaceae. The record is from the annotation of a GenBank genome assembly.
AUGUCACUUGUGAGAGAGCGACGUCACCAAGAACCACUCACACUCUCUAUUCCACCACCACUUUACAUUCGCAUCGCCGGAGUCCCAUCUCCGCCGUCGUUUUCAUUAUCAUCAUCAUCAGCAAGCCCUGACUCAUCAUCUCCGGUUGAAACCUUAAACGAUCUCGAGAAACUCACCGUUUUAGGACGAGGAACCGGUGGGACAGUCUACAAAACCCGUCACCGGCGAACCAAAACGCUCUACGCGUUAAAACUCCUCCGGUCAAAUGAUCUCAACGCAACCGCCGUCGAAACAGACAUCCUCAAGCGAAUCGAAUCGAGCUUCAUCGUCAAAUGCUACGCCGUUUUCGUUAACUCAUCCUACUUAUGUUACGUGAUGGAGCUUAUGGAGAAAGGAUCUCUCCACGAGGCGUUGCUUGCUCGACAAGGCUUCCCCGAGCCUGUGAUAUCAUCUCUCGCUUACAGAGUCCUCCAAGGGUUGCGUUACUUGCAAGAAAUGAGGAUAGUUCACGGAGACAUAAAGCCUUCGAAUCUCCUCAUCAACGAGAAAGGAGAGGUCAAGAUUGCGGAUUUUGGAGCGAGCAGGAUUGUAGCCGGAGGAGACGACUAUGGUUCGAGUGGGACGUGUGCAUAUAUGAGCCCUGAACGUGUGGAUCCAGAGAAAUGGGGUUUUGGAAAAGUUGGAUUUGCAGGAGAUGUGUGGUCAUUAGGAGUUGUGGUUCUCGAGUGUUACCUUGGAAGGUAUCCGUUGACCAAACCGGGGGAUAAACCGGAUUGGGCGGCUCUGAUUUGUGCGAUUUGUUGUAAUGAGGAGGUGGAGAUUCCUGCGAGUUGUUCGCCGGAGUUUAGAGAUUUUGUUGGAAAAUGUUUGGAGAAGGAUUGGAGGAAGAGAGUCACUGUUGAAGAGCUUCUUCUUCAUUCUUUUGUGAUAAAUAGAUUGUAG